CCUUUGUCUCCGUGUGAGGAAAACAUUUUUUUAUUUAAUCAAUGACUCCUGCAGUUGUGCUGCGGAGACUGAAGGAACUCUAGUUCCCACCACUCACUCACGCUAUACAGGUGAGGAGGUGACAGUUCCUUCGGCUGAACACAAGUUACCACAGGAAGCAAGCACCGGGUGGGAACUCAAGGGGUGUUGUCAAUCACAAACCCAUUGAACCACACGGUUAGUUCAAGGUAAACGGUUCUCUACACAAAGUCCGCUUAAGUCACAGAGAAGCCCCCCCACUGUGGAAGACUGACCAGACCAGUGGGCUGUUUCCCAUGACAACCAGGAAGCUGAGAAAAAUCUGAUCGGAAGUGAAGGUGUGUGCCCUCUUCUCCAGGAAUGACCAGAUCGGGGGGCACUUGAGGGUGGCUGUGCUCAGAAGGUUCCAGAACCACAGACGCAACGUCUGCUAACAGAGACGGACCAUUUCUGAAAAACGCCUGCGAUCGAGGAGGAGGAAGCGUGGGACUCCCUCGUACAGCCCGCAUACACACGCGUGCCCACGUGUCCGAAAUAGAGAGGAUGAAGUAAUGGUGGAGUGCUGGGGACGAAGGAAGAAGUGACAUUUGUCGAUAGGGGGAGAGGCUGUGCAAAGCUGAGAAGAAGCCAGAGGGUGAAGGUGGGGGAAGAAGAGAAAGAAACAGCAGACAUAUCAAGAAAUACGGAAAGAGAGAGGGCAAGAGAGAGACCGGUUGAGCUCUUGGCGUUUUUGAAGUUAAGCAACAGUUUGCACCUGUAAAGGAGAAAAGGAAAAGCAAGGGAAGAAAACAGUAGUCGUGUCCCUAAGGGGGUUAUGGGGGCCAUGGUCACCUAAGGUCGAUGGCUGGUCCUGGGCGGAACUUGGCGCCCGCGGCUACCGAACUCUCCGCCUCAACUCCACCCUCCUCUUCGUCCUCCGCCUCUGUCGGCCGCCCCCCCGGCCCCGGCCCUCCCCCGCCCCAGCCAUGGCGGGCGUGUGGAAGCUCGGGCGGAGCCUGAGGCAGCCGGAGCUCCACCGGCUGGUCCUGGCGCUGAUCAUCUUCUGCCUGGUCUCCAUGGCGCUGUUGGCUUACUAUGUCAGCAGCAGCCCCAAAAUCAAGGAGGCCCCCCCUCUGCCUCUCAGCGACUGCGGGGCGGGGACGGCGGGCGUGGCGGGGGCCCCCCGGGCGCCCCUCAUCCUGCCCCUGCGGGCUGGCCGCCGGCCCUCCUCCAAGGCCGCGGACUUCCCUCGCACAGACCCCGCCGUGCUGGUGUUCGUGGAGAGCACCUACUCCCAGCUGGGGCAGGAGAUCGUGGCCGUCCUGGAGUCCAGCCGCUUCCGCUACCACACCGAAAUCGCCCCGGGGAAGGGCGACAUGCCCACCCUGGCAGGUCGCGACCGGGGCCGCUACGCCCUGGUCGUCUACGAGAACAUCCUGAAGUACGUCAACAUGGACUCCUGGAACCGCGACCUGUUGGACAAGUACUGCCUGGAGUACGGCGUGGGGAUCCUGGGCUUCUUCAAGGCCGGCGAGAACUCUCUGCGCAACAUCCAGCUCAAGGGGUUCCCGCUGUUUCUGAACACCAACCUGGCCCUACAGGACUACCGCAUAAACUCUGCCUCCCCGCUGCUCUACAUCACCCGGCCGAACCUGGUGGACCCGGGCCCCCUGCCCGGCAACGACUGGACCGGCUUCCAGUCCAACCACAGCACCUACGAACCGGUGCUGCUGGCUAGCGCUCAGUCCUCGGAGCCUCUGGGCCAGCAGGGGGCGAUGUACGCCACUGUCAUCCAGGAUCUGGGCCUCCUGGACGGCAUCCACAGGGUGUUCUUCGGUAGCAACCUGUCCUUCUGGCUCCACAAGCUCAUCUUCGUGGAUACCAUCGCCUACCUGACUGGCAGGCGGCUCUGCCUGCCCAUGGAACGCUACCUCCUGGUGGACGUAGAUGACAUCUUCGUGGGCAAGGAAGGCACCCGCAUGAAGGUGUCCGAUGUGGAGGCUCUGCUUAGCACACAAAACAAGUUACGAUCACUGGUCCCAAAUUUCACCUUUAACCUGGGGUUCUCUGGAAAGUUCUACUACACAGGGACGGAUGCGGAGGACCGAGGGGAUGACAUGCUGCUGAGACACAGGAAGGACUUCUGGUGGUUCCCCCACAUGUGGAGCCAUAUGCAGCCUCACCUCUUCCAUAACGUCACUGUCCUGGCAGAGCAGAUGAGGCUCAACAAGCAGUUUGCACAGGAACACGGGAUCCCCACAGAUAUGGGGUACGCUGUGGCCCCCCACCACUCGGGGGUGUACCCAGUGCACACUCAGCUGUACGAGGCCUGGAAGUCCGUUUGGGGGAUCAGGGUGACCAGCACUGAGGAGUACCCCCACCUGAGGCCUGCCCGCUACCGCCGUGGCUUCAUCCACAAUGGCAUCCAGGUAUUGCCCAGACAAACAUGUGGCCUCUUCACUCACACCAUCUUCUAUAAUGAGUACCCCGGGGGCUCCAAAGAGCUUGACAAGAGCAUCCGUGGCGGGGAGCUGUUCCUCACCGUGCUGCUCAACCCUGUCAGCAUUUUCAUGACCCACCUGUCCAACUAUGGGAAUGACCGACUGGGCCUGUACACCUUCGAAUCCCUGGUGAAGUUUGUGCAGUGCUGGACCAACCUGCGCUUACUGACCCUGCCCCCCGUGCAGCUGGCAGGGAAGUACUUCCAGAUCUUUCCGGAGGAGAGGGACCCCUUGUGGCAGAACCCUUGCCAUGACAAGAGACACAAAGACAUCUGGUCCAAGGAGAAGACCUGCGAUAGACUUCCCAAGUUUUUGGUGAUUGGUCCACAGAAGACAGGUACCACAGCACUGCACUCCUUCUUGACUCUGCACCCCGCCAUCACCAGCAGCUUUCCCAACCCCAAUACUUUUGAGGAGGUCCAGUUCUUCAACAGCCCGAACUACCACCGCGGAAUUGACUGGUACAUGGACUUCUUCCCCUUCCCCUCCAAUGUCAGCACAGACUUCAUAUUUGAGAAAAGCGCCAACUACUUCGACUCAGAGUCCACGCCCAGGAGAGCAUCCGCCCUCCUGCCUCGAGCCAAGAUCCUGGCAGUGCUCAUCAACCCUGCUGACCGAGCGUACUCUUGGUACCAGCACCAGCGUUCGCACAUGGACCCUGCAGCCCUGAACCACACCUUCCACCAGGUGGUGACAGCGGGCCCGUCCUCAUCCCCGGAGCUUCUCGCUCUACGCCGUCGCAGCCUGGCCCCCGGAGCCUACGUCACGCACCUGGAGCGCUGGCUGCGUCACUACCCCCCCAGCCAGCUCCUAGUUGUGGAUGGGGCCCUGCUGCGCUCUAACCCCACGGCGGUGAUGGACGGAGUCCAGAAGUUCCUGGGGGUCACGCCCCAUUUCAACUACACCCAAGCCCUAAUAUAUGAUGAGAGCAAGGGCUUCUGGUGCCAGAAACUUGACGGGGGUCGGGCCAAGUGUUUGGGGAAGAGCAAAGGCAGGAAGUACCCAGACAUGGCACCAGAGACCCGGGCCUACCUGACGGGGUACUUCAGAGAGCUCAACAUGGACCUGCUGCGGCUACUGAGCCGACUGGGCCAGGCCCUGCCGGGCUGGCUGAGGGAGGAGCUACAGAGCGGCCGCUGGAGCUGAGACCGCACCAGAACCAGACCGGAACCAUGCAGAACCGCUCCCCGAGGCACGCGGCAGGACGGGACGGGGGCGUAGAGGGGGUGCCAAGCAGAGAGAGGUCCUGAUCUGCACCCUUCCCCCCCCACCCCCUCCUCACUGGGGCAGUUCCAGUAACUGUGUGUGGACGGAAGGGGGACCCUCUCUUCAGCGCCACACAUUAUUGAGGAAAAGACUCAUGGGAGACUCUUGCCAACUUCUUCAGGAGGAUUCUCAAAUGGAUGGAGAAAGGCCUGUUUAGUUAGUCUUUUACUGGGGAGGGGGGCAGGGUGGAGUUAACAGUGGCUCCUGGCUUUGAACCAAUCAGUGCGUUCUCAUUUGCAAAGCAGAGUGUUGAUUUGUUCAGGUGAAUCAAUGACUGACACUGACCCUUAAGCUCCACCUAUUAAGAGGCUUCAAAGCCUCAGUCAUUACUAACUGUCAUUCCGACCACCUUAUUGGACAGUGACAAAAGCCCUCAUCCCACCCCUCUAAGCCAGCUAAUCAGGGCCUGAAAAGAUGAGACGCACAGGCGGAUGACUGUAAGAGGGGACAUGAGCCUGAUGCACCUUUUUAGUAAAUGUUUUUAAUUUGAACAGUAAAAAGAUUCAUUUUCACAUCCAGUGUUUGUUGAGGCUAGGAGGGUUGAUUAGUAGAAUAACUAUAGGACAUCAUUGCCGAAAAACAAAGUGUACCUCUUUAUGAAGCCUGGUGAAGCAGUAGAUCCAUCCAUCAUCUACAUCGCCAAACGGAGAAUGAUGGAAGAUCUCCUCAAUGGAUAUCAAGCAAGCUGAGGACAAUCAGAAAUGGCCUUACAGUAAAGAGAAAGACGUACAUGUACACACAUACACACACACGGAUACACAUACACACAGCUGUCAGCUGCUGCUUGGGGUUGAAAACUGUAUGCACUGAAAUCCCAAAAGGAAGGGAUGAGUGAGACUUAGUCCAAAGGAUCCGGGAUGAGCCGAUCCAGACUGCUGAGGGGUCGCUCAAAAUCACACUGUCUUUUAUUGUAAUGUUGUCCUUUUAUUUAAAAAAAAAAAAAAAAAAAAAAAAGCAGUCUCUCAAAAGCAGACCCAAAAUAAAACCCUGCCAGCUGGGUGAGGUCUGAAUUAAAGGCAGCAAUGUUGCAACGCCAUGUUGUGGUUUCCUCAUUCAUAAGGCAUGUCUGCUUGUUACGGCAGGAAAUGGGAUCCUGAACUGUGGUUUGGCAGCUGCAGCAGUCAUAUCAAAGGUUUAUCAAACAUCUUGGAAUGAAAAACUAAACAGUCUAAAUUCAAGAUUUUGGAGAAUCUUUAAAGAAGAUAAAGAAAAUAAGGAAUUUGACGGCUAGGCCCCAGGGCACUGGUGGUCUGUCCCAUGACAGAGGUGGAAGUCCAGGGGGUCAGAAAGUUAAAUUCCUGCCAUGUGCUUCAUCCACCCAUGAACUCAGCCAGCUCAUUUCACUAAUUAGUUCUACCUCCUGGCUGAAGAAUUGUCAUAAUUAGCACUUCCAGGUAAUUGGAACAGAAUACUGGGAAUAACUUUUACUUUCUGAACCUGGAUUUUUCACUUCUGCAAGGCUGAAGCCACUGGAGACUUCAUUCUUCUGAUCCACAACCCUUUUUUUGUAUGGCAUAGAAUGGCCCGUCCACACUCUAACUGUGAUAAGGAUGUGAGCAUCCGCUCUGAUGAACGUUCCGUAAAUAGUCAUUUUGAACAUGACACCCCCUAAAUUCCGAUGGAUUUUGAUUGGCUGUUAGCGUUUCUAUGGGUCAUGCAGCUGGAAAAAUUUAUCUGAAAGUGAUGCCAACGAUAUUUUUUGUUGCCGUCGUUGGAGUGGUGUGGACCCCUCCGUCCACUUCUCCAGUUCAACCGCAAAUAAUUUCAGAAGACCCACACACGAACACCCGCAUACAUUCAGCCACUGCUUCUCCCCCCCCCCCAUGUUCUGCAGGUAAAGUCAAGAGACUAGCUAGUGAAAGUAGAAUAUAGGCCCUUGGCUGACCAGAGCAGUCACUUGUGUGCAAUGGGCAUCCAAAUCUAUAGAUGUACAGAAUUACUUAAAGGUACAAUAGGUCAUUUUGGUCUAUAGAGUAAUGGCAGCAACAAACAACUUCAAACCACAACACUGUUUAUCCCUCUCCCUUCUCUGUAAACACACUGAUGUUGAAACGCCAUUGGCUGUGGCAAUUAGAACCAAUUUUCAACAAAUGAGCAUGAAUUAUUUUACAGCCGUACAAUGUUUUGGGACAGUGUCGGGCCAUCAACUGUAUAUUUUGAAACCCGACUAUAAACAUAGGCAGAGGGUGACUCAACAUGUCAGUGAGCCUUUUUCAAUGAUAGGAAGGGAUUCACAAUGGUCUUGUAACAAUGUUUUAACACAAAAAUCUUACCUCUGGUACCUUUAAUGCUGGCACCAUUUUCAAGGGUGUAGCAGCAUAGAAUGGAGCGCCUUUCAGGGGUGUCACGGCUGAAGGUUACAGUGCAAGGUUACCUUAUUGGGAGCCAUUCCAUUUCUGCUGGUGGGAGGGAGGCAGCGGUUGACAUUACGUAAGUGGUACAAGUACGCACUGCAAAAAUCUAAAAACGUGCAGCAAUUCUAUGUCAGACUGAAAAGAGCACCUAAAAAUAGAUACAAUAAAAUUGUUGCGUAUUUAAA
Molecule: messenger RNA, 6303 nt
Organism: Conger conger (European conger)
Lineage: Eukaryota; Metazoa; Chordata; Actinopteri; Anguilliformes; Congridae
Gene: ndst2b
Product: N-deacetylase/N-sulfotransferase (heparan glucosaminyl) 2b
Exons: 17
Coding region: 984-3644 (886 amino acids)
Cellular component (GO): Golgi apparatus
Molecular function (GO): deacetylase activity; heparan sulfate N-sulfotransferase activity
Source: RefSeq, a predicted model, not a curated record